AUGGCCAAAGAUGAAGUCAUCAAUGCAUAUGAAGCCCUGCGUGAAGUUUGUCCACCAGGCCAGGAAAUGCUAAGUCAGACUGACACUUGCACUGCCAUUACUACCCAACUUCUGCAAAUAGUUACAAACAAGAAAGAAAACACCAGUGGUGAAAUAACACAUGGUCAGCAACUACAUAACUUGCUGCAACAUGAUGACAAUAGAUCUAUAUUCAGUACCACAACAUCUAGAUCAUCCCAUGUGUCAAUGAGUUCAGUAGAAAAACGUGCAGAUGCCGCUGCUGAAAUUGCAGCACAAGAAGCAGAGUUAGAGAUGUUAAAGGCUACUGAAGCUAAACAAGUGGAGCUAGAAGAUCUUGAGCAUCAACAAGAGAUUUUGCGUCAUAAACAAGAGCUGAAAAAAAGAGAAAUGGAACGUAUAGAAAAGGAGAAACUGUUAGAGAAGGCUAAAGCCAAGUUUAAAGUGUAUGACCAAGUAUGCCAGGAUGUUUGCAAAGUUGAAGACAAGGAUGAGAACAUUUUGGCAAGUAAACAGUUCCCUCAUGCUUCAAAUGAUAACACAAAACCGAAUCCAACACAGCCGUCUAUGGAUUCAUCCUCUCUGGCCUGUGCUUUACAGAAUAGCUUGAUGAGUCGGUUGCCAUUGCCAGAACCGCCCGUAUUCACUGGGGAUCCCUUGCAGUAUAUUCAAUGGAAGACAAGCUUCAAGAGUCUCAUUGAGAGUAGAGGUAUCUCAGCUGCCGAAAAAAAUGUACUAUUUGAGGAGGAAGCACGCAUCGCAUGUAAUCCAAUUUCAUCGCUGGGUGCUAUUAGAGAAUCAAGCUUCACAGAAACUGUAAGAGAGCCCAAAGAUAAAGUUAAAAGGUUCAACCGAAUCAGAGGUACAUUUAGUACAGAGUCAAAGCAGGUCAACAAAGAAUCUGAUGCUAAAAAAACAGUUAACUCCACUACCUGUCUCAAGAAAGGACACAUUUCCAGAGAAUGUCGACGAAGACUAACAUGUGAGAAGUGCCAAGGGAAACACCCAACAAUAAUCCAUGACAACUAUAAAGAUAGAAACACAACCAAACCAACGUCAGAAGCAUCAGCAGUGUCAUGUAAGGUUCAACUUGGUGACAGCAAUAGUACAUCUAUGAUAGUACCAGUCUGGGUGUCCUCCAAAGGGUCUCUUCCUAAGGAAGUGCUAACAUAUGCAUUAUUAGACACACAAAGUGACUCCACAUUUAUUCUAGAAGACAUAGCAAAGGCUCUGUCAAUUCAAUGUAAACCAGUCCGACUGAAACUUUCAACAAUGGCUUCAGCAUCAUCCAUUGUUGACUGCAAUGUUGUUUCAGACUUGCGUGUCAGAGGAAUGUCUUCAUCUGUAUGCAUAGACAUCCCACAAUCGUAUACCAGAGAUAUUAUUCCAACUGAUAGAUCACACAUUUCAACCACAGAUACAGCAAAGAGAUGGUCUCACCUGCAGAGAAUAGCUCAUGAGCUUCCUCCCCUGCAAGACUGUGAAGUAGGUAUGCUUAUUGGCUACAACUGCCCACAAGCAUUGGUACCAAGGGAGACUAUCAUUGGUAAAAGUAAUGAACCAUAUGCUGUGAUGACAGAUCUGGGAUGGAGUGUCGUUGGAUAUGAAGAUCCGGUAUGCAAUAGCGCUACACGUAUUUGCCACCGUAUCUCAGUGAAAGAAGUUCCUUUUAUAGCUCCUAAACAAAUUCUCAAUGUUUUGGAAGCUGACUUUCUAGAGAAGAGUCAAGGAGAGAAAGCAGUUUCACAAGAUGAUAUCAAGUUUCUCAAUAUUCUAGAGACUGGUAUCCAGCAAACAGAAAGUGGCCAUUACAGUAUGCCACUUCCCUUUAAAUCUGGAAAACCUAUACUUCCUAACAGCAAGAGAAUGGCGUCAAUUCGUCUGCAACAUUUGAAGAAGAAAUUCAACACCAACCUAAAAUAUUAUUCAGACUAUAAGAGAUUUAUGAAUGAUGUCAUAGAAAAGGGUGAGGUAGAGAAAGUUGAUGACCAAGUGACAGAUGGAAAGGUCUGGUACAUACCGCAUCAUUGGGUGUACCACCCUAACAAGCCUGAGAAGAUAAGGGUAGUUUUUGAUUGCUCAGCUCGCCAUGGUGGGACUUCCCUGAAUGACCAUCUACUCACUGGACCCGACUUAAUAAACUCUUUGAUUGGUGUACUUUGCAGAUUCAGGAAAAAUCUCAUAGCCAUUAUGUGUGACGUAGAGAAGUUCUUUGUACAUGUAGAAGAUCGCAACUACAUAAGGUUCUGA
Saccoglossus kowalevskii is the source of this 2268-nucleotide messenger RNA. RefSeq lists its product as uncharacterized. NCBI's taxonomy places the organism in Eukaryota, Metazoa, Hemichordata, Enteropneusta, Harrimaniidae. The record is from RefSeq and is a predicted model, not a curated record.